AGUUUUUCAGGAAACCUUCUAUUCUCCUAAUAUUCCAGCAGAAAAAUGAACGUUUUUUCCUUGGAUAUGGGUCACUCCAUGUAGAUUCCCCGUGGGCAGGAGAGCUGGGAAUUCGCUCUGAAGCCUGUGGACCUGAGACGGCCCGAGGGCUCUGACAUACACCAAAUCCCUGCCCAGGGGAAUGGUGGAGAUUAAAAACUUCUGAUUGAGGUAGAGAGGAAAGAGACACAAAGACAGGGAGGGAGAGACGGAAGAGGAAAAAAGCUUAUCGUUCACCUUUGUUCUUGUUAAUGCCCCGAGUGAAGGAUCUCCAAAGAAUAACAGAAGACACAAAAACAGCUGCCCACAACAGUGGUCAAAGGAUGGAGUGAGUAAAAGAAAAGAAAGAAGCAGGAUUACAUCCUGAGAAAGAGCCUAAGCUCUUAUUCUACUCUAAUUGAAUGCCUGAGAGAGGGCAUAGACAUGAGAGGAAUCCUUUUCUGUGAAAACUGCUUCAAGAGGCAGUGCAAUUAACCCUCUGGCCAUCAUAAAAUAAUACCUGGCUAUUGUUGUUUCCUGAUUGCUGGUGUGGAUUCGUGCUCUAACGGUGAUCAUGUUUCAGCCUCCAGCCUGUAGACCAAAUCAGAAUGGCUGUCAGAGAAACAUCCACAUUCUGCUGGUGCUGCUGCUGCUGCUUCUUUACAGCUCCCUCAAGGCCUCUUUGGCUGCCAAACCCAAAGGGCCAGGACAAACGCAUUUGAACUCCAUCCGCAUUGACGGAGAUAUCUCCUUAGGUGGGCUGUUCCCUGUGCAUGCCAGGGGCCAUGAUGGCAAACCCUGCGGGGAGCUGAAGAAGGAGAAGGGUAUACACAGACUGGAAGCCAUGCUCUUUGCCCUUGACCGCAUAAAUAAUGAUAAUAAUCUCCUGCCUAACAUCACACUGGGAGCAAGGAUCCUGGACACCUGUUCCAGGGACACUCACGCCUUGGAGCAGUCGCUCACCUUCGUCCAGGCUCUGAUCGAGAAGGACGGGACAGAUGUCAAAUGCCUCGGCGGGGGGGCGCCAAUCAUCACCAAACCUGAGAGGGUGGUGGGCGUCAUCGGCGCGUCUUCGAGCUCCGUUUCCAUCAUGGUGGCCAACAUACUGCGCCUGUUUAAGAUACCCCAGGUGAGCUACGCCUCUACAGCGCCGGAGCUGAGUGACAACACCCGCUACGACUUCUUCUCCCGUGUGGUGCCUCCAGACACAUAUCAGGCCCAGGCCAUGGUGGACAUUGUUAAGGCCAUGCGCUGGAACUUUGUCUCCACUGUGGCCUCAGAGGGAAACUACGGAGAGAGCGGAGUUGAUGCUUUCAUUCAGAAGUCUCGGGAGGACGGUGGUGUGUGCAUCUCACAGUCAGUUAAGAUUCCCCGAGAACCAAAGCAGGGAGAGUUUGACAAGAUUAUGCGAAGACUCGGAGAAAAUACAAAUGCAAGAGUCGUCAUACUUUUUGCCAACGAAGACGAUAUCAGGAGACUACUCCAUGCAGCAAAAAAGGCCAACCAGACGGGUCAUUUUAUCUGGGUGGGUUCAGACAGCUGGGGCUCAAAGAGCGCUCCGGUUGAGAACCAGGAGGAGGUGGCAGAGGGAGCAGUCACCAUCUUGCCGAAGCGCCAGUCCAUCAAAGGGUUUGAUAGGUACUUUAUUAGCCGCACACUGGAAAACAACAGAAGAAAUAUCUGGUUUGCUGAGUUCUGGGAGAACAACUUCAAAUGCAAACUCAGCCGUCACGCCGUGAAGAAAGGGUCCGGUCUCAAAAAGUGCACAAAUCAGGAGCGAAUAGGAAAGGACUCGGAUUUUGAGCAAGAAGGAAAGGUUCAGUUUGUUAUAGACGCUGUAUAUUCGAUGGCUCAUGGCUUGCACAACAUGCACAAAGAACUCUGCCCUGGGAAGGUGGGUCUCUGCGCAAAAAUGGAUCCCAUCAAUGGUACCCAUCUCCUCAAGCAUAUUCGUCGGCUAAACUUCUCAGGCAUAGCUGGCAACCCAGUGCUCUUCAAUGAAAAUGGAGAUGCCCCGGGACGCUACGAGAUCUACCAAUAUCAGAUCAGAAACCGAACACCUGAAUACAAAGUCAUUGGUCACUGGACAGACCAGCUACAUCUGAAUGUGCGUUCGAUGCAGUGGCCAGGUGGAGUCCGUCAGGUUCCGACCUCAAUCUGCAGUCAGCCCUGUCAGCCAGGCGAGCGCAAGAAGAUUGUGAAGGGCAUUCCUUGCUGCUGGCAUUGCGAGCGUUGUGAUGGAUAUCAGUAUCAGGCAGACACCUACACAUGUAAAAUGUGUCGCUUUGAUUUGCGUCCCAAUGAGAAUCACACAGGUUGCGUUCCAAUCCCCAUUGUUAAGCUGGAGUGGAGCUCCCCCUGGGCUGUCAUCCCUGUGCUCAUCGCAGUCCUUGGCAUCAUGGCCACUUUGUUUGUGGUGGUCACGUUCGUCCGCUACAAUGAUACUCCAAUUGUGAAGGCAUCAGGGAGAGAGCUGAGCUAUGUGCUGCUAACUGGAAUCUUUCUCUGUUAUGCCACAACAUUCCUGAUGAUUUCUACCCCUGACGUAGGAAUUUGUUCCCUCCGUCGGAUCUUCCUGGGCCUGGGGAUGAGUAUUAGCUAUGCCGCUCUGCUCACCAAAACCAACCGUAUUUACCGGAUCUUUGAGCAGGGCACCAUGUCUGUAAGUGCACCCAGGUUCAUUUCUCCAGCCUCUCAGCUUGUCAUCACGUUCACACUGGCUUCAGUGCAGCUGCUCGGGGUGUGCAUCUGGUUUGGUGUGGAUCCCUCCAAGGCCAUAAUCGACUAUGAAGACCAGAGGACAUCCAACCCUGUGCUGGCUCGUGGUGUGCUCAAGUGUGACAUCUCUGACCUAUCCCUUAUCUGCUUGCUGGGCUACAGUAUGUUGCUCAUGGUUACCUGUACUGUCUACGCCAUCAAAACAAGAGGAGUACCCGAGACAUUCAAUGAGGCCAAACCCAUUGGUUUCACAAUGUACACAACCUGCAUUAUUUGGCUUGCAUUCAUCCCAAUCUUCUUUGGCACUUCACAAUCAACAGAAAAGAUGUACAUCCAAACAACCACACUAACCAUCUCUGUGAGUCUGAGUGCUUCGGUGUCCCUCGGGUUGCUCUACAUGCCCAAGGUCUAUGUGAUUCUUUUACACCCAGAGCAGAAUGUGCCAAAGCGCACUCGCAGCCUGAAGGCUGUGGUUACCGCCGCCACCAUGUCCAACAAGUUCAACCCCAAGGCUGGACUCAGACCCAACGGAGAGGCCAAGACUGAACUAUGCGAAAGCCUGGAAACACAAUCCUUCUCCACAAAGCAAACCUACAUCAGCUACAGCAACCAUGCAAUCUAAGGGACAAAGGUUCUUAUCUCAAUUCAAGAUUUCCACCCCGGCGGAGAAAAAAAAUACAAGCCGUGGAAUUUCACAGUAGAAAAAAAAAAAAAGAAGUGUCAUUGUGUAGUGGGAGAUCGCACAAGCAUUGCCCAAAGACAUGACACGCUGAGGAGAAUCCACAAAGAGGGGCGGAGAUGGACAAAAGAGACGAAGGGACAGAUAAAUGUACAAUUUUAAGGUUCCAUCUUCUGUCAACCAAGAGUACACACACGCCGACAAAAAAAGAAAAAUACUAACAGGACAGAGGCCUGGAGACUGAAAGAUGGAGUUUUUCUUUAGUGUUUACAUUUCAGUUAUGCCGUCUUUUAGAGACUCCUGUCAUCUUACGCACUGCUGACUGGAACUGAAUCCAAAUGUUCUUAGUGUUAUCUUCAAGUACUUUAAAGGCAUCACAAGGGAUUAAUCAACACCAAAAAGGCAUGAAGACAUGAUCCAUGGACUUCUAAAACGGGCUUCUGUUUGUUUUUAUUCAUAAUACAUUCCAGUCUUAUGACUCAGAUGACUGGGAACGGGGAUCAUCUCAACAAUGCAGCAGAUCUGUACCAGACUACAUGUGUUUUUCUGUCCUCUGUCAAGGUCCAACUGAGUUAAGAAGGACCACGCUUAUAUAAGAGGAUAUUUGCCGUUUUUGAGCAUGCCAGUUUCAACAUCCUGUAUUGUGUUGUUUACCAAAUAAAAUAAGGAAAAAAUUAUGAAGAAAAAAAUACAAUAUCUUUGGAAUGCUUUUAAACUUUGUUGCAGCGUUGUUGAAAUUGUUUUGGCACGAGCCUACUGUACGUUCAAAAAUCUGUUCUCAAUUGGUGAAAAGGUCUAGUGAGUGAUUGUUUAUCUGUGCUUAAGUGAGAUCAUGAUUUGUAUUAACAGCUAGCCUAAAAGGCUGCCACUGCCCUCCUCAUACUUGUAUGUACUUUGAAACGGUGGACCACAGUCGGUGUUUUAGCCGUGGGGAUCUCACUGUGAGCCGUCAUCCAGGAUGACCCUUCCAUCACUGCCAUCAGUUACCCUCCCGGUCACAUGAGAAAACGUACGGCUGAAGCUUAGCUGUACAGAUCCAUUAGCAAGGGAAUUAAGAUGAAGUAUGCCCUUGAGGAGAUCAUACAGCUUGCCCUGAGGAUGAUAUCCAUAAUGGGCAGGCUACAGAGAAAAUUCAUUACUGUACAUGUCCUCUUCUGGCACUCUCAUGAUAAGAGGGAGGGGUAAGAAAGUUGUAAAGCUUUUCAACAAAUGAAAAUCAAAUUGCAAAAGAUAUGCUAUAUCUCUAUAAAUCCACCCCCAGCUCGCUGAAUAGAUUAAUAUUUGGCUUUGUGCAGUAUAAAAGCCCUCUGAUGUCUUGGGAAAAAUGUUGUGGGGUCAUUUGUGUUGUGAGUUCAGUGCUGCUUCUCAUGCCUCCCUCUUUAUUACUUUCAACACCAUUUGUGUUGCAGAAUAAAAUGUGAGUGCUGACCAAAUUAAAUGGCAAGUUAAUGUAUGUUAUUAAAUAGAUUGAUGAUGUCUGCUUUAUGUCCUGACAUAUCCUAAAAUUGAGGAAAAUUUACAAAAAGAUGCAGUGCCUGGCUAUAUGACUAUGUAUUUGUAAAACCUCAAGAGAACUUAAGAAGUGUGUGAAGCAUGUUUAGUUUUUUUUUAUACAAAAUUUAUUAUUUCUAUUAAAAAUGUUUUAAAACAUCUGUGUCCAAUUUUAGGAUUUUGUCUAUGAAAAACUGGUUCGUGUUUCUGUUUAUUUGAUCAGUUGGGUUAAACAAGUCUCUUCAUUUUUCAAUAAGAAAAAAAAGGAAAACUAUGUCAGCAAUUGCCUGAAAAAUAUAUUUUAUAGCAGGAGCUCUGAUAAUGGCACUAGAAAAUGGUGACUCAGAGGAAGGAAACAUAAAAUUAUUUUCAAUUCAAGGCUUAGCCGUGCUUAAAUCUGAGGUCUUUGAAGGCAGCAUGCUUGCCGCCGUCAUCAUCUUCCUGCCUUUCCGUACAAAAGGAUUGAAAAUAACAGUUGUUACAUAGCAAGUGUGCUAAAUGCAUGUCCACAGUGCACAAUUACAACAAUAUACAUGGGGGAGUGUACAUUAUCCUCCCACAACACAAUGGAGAGACAGUGGAGGGUAACCUCAUGAGAUUGCAGGAUUUUACAUAAUACACCAUCACGACUCCUGUUUUCUGCAUGUUUUGAACAAUGUGUUUUAACAAAUUUGACAACACCAUCUAUUCUGCAUAAAACCUAUAGAUCUAGAUUAUCUGUCCUGAUAAAGUCAAAACAGUCAAAACUUACGUAUAUUUUAGAAAACACACAAAGAAAGUAUGAAACAAAUAAAUUAAACUUGACCUUUUACAGAAAGAGCCUUUUAAAUCACUGUCAAAACCAGAUACAUUUAUAAGUGAAUGAUGACUUAACAUAUAUUACUGAUCUGUCCAGAAGCAUGUCAGUAUCUAUAGUUAUGUUCACACAACAGAUUUUUCUGGGCACAAAAAAUUAUUUUCAAACAGGAAUGUGUCCAUAGGCAACACAAAAAAGGGAUGCUAGGAAAUGUGAGUGAGCUCUGUGGAAGCUACCAUAACCGGUAAAGAAGUUGGAUCUCUUCCAACUUCCAAAUAAUAUCUUUAUUCAGAAAAAAA
This is a messenger RNA of Xiphophorus hellerii (green swordtail), 6001 nucleotides long. Its product is annotated as metabotropic glutamate receptor 4-like. Gene Ontology annotation, biological process: G protein-coupled receptor signaling pathway. NCBI's taxonomy places the organism in Eukaryota, Metazoa, Chordata, Actinopteri, Cyprinodontiformes, Poeciliidae. Gene Ontology annotation, molecular function: G protein-coupled receptor activity. The record is from RefSeq and is a predicted model, not a curated record. Gene Ontology annotation, cellular component: membrane.